Molecule: messenger RNA, 3499 nt
Organism: Myxocyprinus asiaticus (Chinese sucker)
Lineage: Eukaryota; Metazoa; Chordata; Actinopteri; Cypriniformes; Catostomidae
Product: rho GTPase-activating protein 26-like
Exons: 24
Coding region: 332-2662 (776 amino acids)
Biological process (GO): signal transduction
Cellular component (GO): cytoplasm
Molecular function (GO): protein binding; GTPase activator activity
Source: RefSeq, a predicted model, not a curated record
UGGUACGGACACCCAAGCAGGAACACGCAAUAAACGCGUUUUGUCUUCUAAUCAUCAUUAUGACGUCGUAAUGAGAGGCGCGCGGCUCUUCUUUGGAAGCCUUUGAUUGACAGGUCACCCCCAAAUAUUUUUUUUUUCCUGCAGAGAGGCAUUUGUAGCGCGUAGUGAUGCAUUUGGGAUUGUUUUGAAGCAGCAUCCGUUUCCGAGUAGAACUAUGAAGUGUCCACUCAUAUGCAGUUUAUAAUUAGUUGAAGGUUCUUUGCGUCCAGCUCAACUGCACUACAUUGCACUCCCUGCAUUACAUUGUUUUGGCUUUGGAGUUGGAAUAAGUAUGGGAUUGCCUGCUCUUGAGUUCAGCGACUGUUAUUUGGACAGCCCGCAAUUCCGAGAGAGGCUCAAGUCUCAUGAACUGGAGCUGGAGAAGACCAACAAGUUCAUCAAGGAGCUUAUUAAGGAUGGGAAAGCUUUAAUUCAAGCACUGAAAAAUUUGUCUACUGUAAAGAGGAAGUUUGCAGAGUCACUGAAUGAAUUUAAAUUCCAGUGCAUUGGCGAUGCAGAAACAGAUGAUGAGAUAUGCAUUGCAAAAUCACUGCAGGAGUUUGCAGGAGUCUUACAGAACCUGGAAGAUGAGAGAACACGGAUGAUUGAAAAUGCCAGCGAUGUGUUGAUUUUGCCCCUGGAACGUUUCAGAAAGGAGCAGAUUGGAGCUGCUAAGGAGGCAAAAAAGAAGUAUGAUAAAGAGACUGAGAAGUAUUGUACUGUGUUGGAGAAACAUCUGAGUCUGUCUGCCAAGAAGAAGGAAGCACAUCUUCAUGAAGCCGAUAACCAGGUGGAUCACGUGAGGCAGCACUUCUACGAGGUCUCGCUGGAGUACGUCUUCAAAGUGCAGGAAGUUCAGGAGAGGAAAAUGUUUGAGUUUGUGGAACCGUUGUUGGCGUUUCUACAGGGUCUGUUUACGUAUUAUCAUCAUGGGUACGAACUGGCCAAAGACUUCAACCAUUUCAAGACAGAUCUCACAAUCAGCAUUCAAAAUACGCGGAACCGAUUCGAGAGCACGCGAUCAGAGGUGGAAUGUUUGAUGAAGAAGAUGAAGGAAAACCCGCACGAGCACAAGAGCAUCAGCUCACACACCAUGGAGGGAUACCUGUUUGUGCAGGAGAAACGUUCUUUCGUUUCCACAUGGGUGAAGUACUACUGCAUCUACCACCGAGAGCCCAAACGUAUGACUAUGCUGCUCUUUGAUCAGAAGUCUGGGGGCAAAAAUGGAGAAGAAGAAAGCUUCACACUCAAAUCCUGUACCAGACGGAAAACAGAUUCCAUUGAGAAGAGGUUCUGCUUUGACAUUGAAGCUGUAGACCGGCCUGGCGUGAUCACUAUGCAAGCUCUAUCAGAGGAAGACCGCAGACUGUGGAUGGAAGCCAUGGAUGGAAGAGAACCGGUUUACACAUUGACCCGUGACAGUCAGAAUGAAGCCAUGGCCCAAUUGGACAUCAUUGGCUUCAACGUGAUCAAAAAAUUCAUCUAUGCCGUCGAAACAAGAGGUAUUGACGAGCAGGGGCUGUACAGGAUUGUUGGUGUGAGCUCUAGAGUGCAGAAACUACUGAGCCUGGCAAUGGAUCCCAAAACCUGUGCGGAUGUGGAGCUGGAGAGCACGGAGUGGGAGAUCAAAACCAUAACCAGUGCAAUAAAGUACUACCUCAGGAUGUUGCCAGGUCCUCUGAUGACCUACCAGUACCAGAGAAGCUUCAUCAAAGCAGCCAAACUGGACAAUCCUGAGGCGAGGGUGGAGGAGAUCCACGCCAUUGUGCACCGUCUCCCGGAGAAGAAUCGGCAGAUGCUAGAACUUCUAAUGAAACACUUGGCAAAUGUGGCCAAUCACCACCAGCAGAAUCUGAUGACGGUCGCUAACCUCGGAGUCGUGUUCGGCCCAACACUCUUGAGACCCCAGGAGGAGACAGUGGCCGCCAUCAUGGACAUCAAGUUCCAGAACAUAGUUGUAGAAAUCCUCAUCGAAAAUCAUGAACGGAUCUUCAAAGACAUGCCGGUGUCUGGAGGAGGACAGGGCAACUCCCUGCUCAACCUGCCCAGGAGGAGGAGUGCAGACAGCAAAGCCCCGUCCUGCAGCGAGAGACCCCUCACACUCUUCCACACCCCCAUAUUCACAGAGAAAGACAGAGCAGUGGAGAAGAGGAACAGUGUGGUUGUAAACUCCAGUGCAGAUCUGCCGUCAGUCAACUGUAACAGCACACACAACAGGACUCAACUCAACAGCCUGUCCACUGCAGACGGAGAUCACGAUGGGCUUCUACCCAGACAGAGUUGGCCUAAUUCACUUCAAAAUCCGAUGGUUCGCAGCAGUGUGUCGACAAGCCCCGCUUCACCCAGCCCCACCUCACCACGCUCCCCUUCCUGGCCGAUGUUCUCCGCCUCCUCCAGUCCUCAGCUGGCCUCGUCCACCUCCAGCGAGUCCUCCCCCAUCAGCCCUCCGCUACGGAAAGCACGUGCACUGUACGCCUGUAAGGCUGAACACGACUCGGAGCUCUCCUUUAUCGCUGGGACCAUAUUCGAGAACGUUCAUCCGUCAAGGGAACCAGGCUGGCUGGAGGGCACCUUGGAUGGGAAGACAGGGUUAAUCCCGGAGAACUACGUGGAGUUCGUCUAGCUUUGGACUGGAAGGGAUUUGCUUUGGGUUGGAGUCAAUGAGAGGGGCAAGGCAGAGGCCCAAAAGAACCCAAAAUUCAAAAGGGAAGAGUGUGUCUGUGUGAUAGUAUGGGUUUCUGGCACAUAUUUAAGUCAAGUUCAACCCAAAAAAAAAGGGAAAAAAUCCCUGGGAUGCUGCUGCCUUGACCACAUUCAAGUUCUGAUUUUAAAACAGGAGCUGCCCAUUAUGGAUUACAAUUUUUUUAUACCAAUGCCUGUGAGCACUUGCCAUGAUGUUAAAUGUGUGCUCUUUCUAUGCAGUCUGGGGCUUUUUUGAAUGUCUUAUCUGUUUUUCAGAUUAUCAUAUCUGUUUUGUUUAGAACUACUAAGAGAUAAUUGUUAAUUGUGGGAAAAACUCUUGCACUCUUUUGUAUUUCAGGAAGCAAUCUUAAAACAAAAUAUAUAGAAUAACCUAUAAUAACCUUCUUAGCAUGCAAGUAAAAAGCGCAAAAUAGUUUUUUUUUUUUUUUUUAUGUGAAUUAACAUCAUAUGCAAAUCACUCUUAUUUAUGAGGUAUUAUCUUUGAUGAGAUUUGUGUUCUUUUGGAGUGCAUUAACAUUGUAAAUAAGUGACAAUUGAUAAGGGGUGUGUGUGUGUGUGUGUGUGUGUGUGUGUGUAUGUAUAUAUAUAUAUAUAUAUAUAUAUAUAUAUAUAUAUAUAUAUAUAUUGGAUAAAUUUGAAUUAUAUUUUUAUUGUAGCAAACUAACUUAUUUUCUAUGUUUUUUUGUUUUGUUUUUUUUUGACAUCCCGAUUGAUCUUUUUACAAAUUUUUUUUUUUUUUUUUUUCAGAGCCUUAAUA